Molecule: messenger RNA, 1356 nt
Organism: Indicator indicator
Lineage: Eukaryota; Metazoa; Chordata; Aves; Piciformes; Indicatoridae
Gene: PRKAA2
Product: protein kinase AMP-activated catalytic subunit alpha 2
Exons: 9
Coding region: 1-1356 (451 amino acids)
Biological process (GO): protein phosphorylation; intracellular signal transduction
Cellular component (GO): cytoplasm
Molecular function (GO): ATP binding; protein serine/threonine kinase activity
Source: RefSeq, a predicted model, not a curated record
AUGGCCGAGAAGCAGAAGCACGACGGGCGGGUGAAGAUCGGUCACUACGUGCUGGGAGACACGCUGGGGGUCGGCACCUUCGGCAAAGUCAAGAUUGGGGAACACCAGCUGACAGGGCACAAAGUGGCAGUCAAAAUCCUCAACAGACAGAAGAUAAGGAGCCUGGAUGUGGUGGGGAAGAUCAAACGAGAAAUUCAAAACCUUAAGCUCUUCCGGCACCCUCACAUCAUCAAACUGUACCAGGUCAUCAGCACUCCAACAGACUUCUUCAUGGUCAUGGAAUACGUGUCCGGCGGUGAACUGUUCGAUUACAUCUGUAAGCAUGGACGUGUCGAAGAGGCAGAAGCUCGCCGCCUUUUCCAGCAGAUCCUCUCGGCGGUGGAUUACUGCCACAGGCACAUGGUUGUCCACAGAGACCUGAAACCAGAGAACGUGCUGCUGGAUGCUCACAUGAAUGCAAAGAUAGCUGAUUUUGGCUUGUCCAACAUGAUGUCAGAUGGCGAAUUUCUACGCACCAGCUGUGGGUCCCCAAAUUAUGCAGCUCCUGAAGUCAUCUCUGGAAGGCUCUACGCUGGCCCAGAGGUGGACAUCUGGAGCUGUGGUGUCAUCCUCUAUGCCCUUCUGUGUGGCACUCUGCCUUUUGAUGACGAGCACGUGCCCACCCUCUUCAAGAAGAUCCGAGGAGGUGUGUUUUACAUCCCUGAAUACCUCAACCGCUCCGUUGCCACUCUCCUCAUGCACAUGCUGCAGGUUGACCCCCUCAAGCGAGCCACUAUCAAGGACAUCAGGGAGCACGAGUGGUUCAAGGAGGAGCUGCCCAGCUACCUGUUCCCGGAGGACCCUUCUUACGACGCCACGGUGAUCGACGACGAGGCGGUGCGGGAGGUGUGUGAGAAGUUCGAGUGCACGGAGUCGGAGGUGAUGAACAGCCUGUACAGCGGCGACCCGCAGGACCAGCUGGCCGUGGCUUACCACCUGGUCAUCGACAGCGUGGUGAACUCCUACCACCUGAGGGUGCGCCGCAAGAACCCAGUGACCGGCAACUACGUCAAGAUGAGCCUCCAGCUCUACCAGGUUGACAACCGCAGCUAUCUCCUGGACUUCAAAAGCAUCGAUGAUGAUGUGAUGGAGCAGAGGUCUGGCUCGUCCACUCCCCAGCGCUCCUGCUCCGCUGCUGGCUUGCACCGCCCGCGGCUGAGCAUCGACGGUGCCGCGGCCACCGAGUGCCAGUCCCUGAUGGGCUCCCUGAGCGGCUCCUUCAUUGGCAGCAUCCCCUCGGUGCCACCACGCCUCGGCAGCCACACCAUGGACUUCUUUGAGAUGUGUGCCAGCCUCAUCAUGGCCCUGGCUCGCUGA